AUGUGGAGGAGGUGGCUGUGGAGGAGGUGGAUUGAGCUUGGUGUGGUGGUGGAGCUGGAGCUGGAGCUGGAACUAGAGCUGGAGCUGGUAAAGCUUGACGACGACGAGCUGGAUGUGGAGCUAGUCGUGGUGCUGGAAGUUGUGCUGGAAGGCGUCGAGGAAGUCGAGCUCGAGGACGAUGGUGUUGAGGAAGGUGUCGUGGAUGUAGACGACGUGGAUGGAGCUGGUGUACUGCUUGGCGUUGUGAACGUGGAGGAGCUGGACGUGGUGCUUGAGGAGCUGAAAGUAGUGCUUGAGCUGCUAGAACUGCUUGAGCUGCUAGAACUGCUGACGCUGCUGGAACUGCUAGAACUGCUGCUGCUGCUGCUGCUGCUGCUGCUGCUGCUCUGA
Ogataea philodendri is the source of this 390-nucleotide messenger RNA. RefSeq lists its product as uncharacterized. The transcript is spliced from 2 exons. NCBI's taxonomy places the organism in Eukaryota, Fungi, Ascomycota, Pichiomycetes, Pichiales, Pichiaceae. The coding region runs from base 1 to 390 and encodes 129 amino acids. The record is from RefSeq and is a predicted model, not a curated record.